GGUAGCGAGAUGUGGCAACAGACCCAAGAUGGCUUUUCUGUGUCCAGUUAGGAUUCGACGGAACAAGAAAAAGAAAGGGUCUGGUGGCUAUGUGUCGGAGGGGGAGGAGAAGGUGGUGAGGGCACCGGGCCUGGGUCGCAUCACUGGCUCGGCCUCCAUAGAAACACUGGUGCGGGUUGGGCUGGAGAAGGAAGCAGGACUAUCGCCAGACAGCAAGAUGGUGGUGCUACAUGACUUUACGCCCUGUGUGGAUGAUGAACUGGAGGUCAAGAGAGGAAGUGUUGUCAAUGUGCUGUACCAGGAGAAUGACUGGGUGUAUGUGAUAGCAGAGCACGGCCAGCAGGAAGGCUUCAUCCCACACUCCUACUGUGCCCCCUACGGCUCACAGCUUGGGGAACUUACCAUCAACCAUAAAAAAAAGAUGCCACGCGAUCACAGCUCCUUAGAGGGUGGUGGUGGCGGCCUAGACACUGACCACAACACCACCAUUGGCACUGUGAACUCAGGCGGCACUGACAACCCGGGUCUCGUCGGGUCGGACUCGGAGAGCUAUGGUGGCAAGGUUAUUGGUGGGCCGCCUAACAGGACGUCUGACUCCUCCAUCCAGAGUGGGUCAGCCACGCCAGACAUCCAUCCGUUCUUCAAGGACCCAGCCGGCCGGUACAUUGUGCUGUACACCUUCAUUGCCCGGGACGAGAACGACGUGAGUGUUGAGCGCGGUGAGUUUGUGACUGUGCUGAACAGAGACGACCCGGAUUGGUACUGGGUGCUGAGGUCAGACGGACAGGAGGGCUUUGUACCAUCAGGUUUUGUGUACCCUGCUGAUGUCAUACAGGAUCACCUGGAGGGGAGUGGGGGUGGCGGUGGGGGCGGGGGCGGUGGGGUCAUGGUGCACGGGGGCCUGGGGUCGGCUGGCUAUGGGCCGGGACAGCACCACCUGGGGCCCGGCAACAGUGACGACCUUCGCUUCCACGGCUCAGAACUAGUCAUGCUUUACGACUACAAGGCACAGGCCCCGGACGACCUGUCAGUGAGGCGAGGGGACUGGAUAUAUGCUGACCUCAACAACCAGACUGUGGAUGGGUGGUUGUGGGCUUAUGCUCCCAAGACAAGAAAGUAUGGCUUUAUUCCCCGGGCAUAUGCAAGACCUCCUGCCAUGACAUCUCUAUAGAAGGGAUGGCACUGUGUAUAUAUUGUGUAUGUGUUGUGUGCGUGUGUGUGUAUUUUCAGGUGUGCUACAAGAUAGAUUGAUCAUAGUGUAUUGUACUGUUUAUUUUCUUUUAUUUAUUAUUUAUUUAUUUAUUUUUUUUGUGUGUGUUUAUGAUUGCAUUUGUUUUUUUUUUGUUUUGUUUUUUCUUUCACUGUUUGUAUCUAUGUUGUUUGUUUUUUUCUCCCUCUUAUGCCUUUGAAAUGACAGUUGUGUGUGUGUGUGUCUGUGUUUGUGUCAAGGAUAGUAAGUAAUUUUGUACAUAGAUUUAUUUAUAUUUUGGGUUUUCUGUAUAUGCUCUCUCUCUCUCUCUCUCUCUCUCUCUCUCUCUCUCUCUCUCUCUCUCUCUCUCUCUCUCUCUCUCUCUCUCUCUCUCUCUCUCUCUCUCUCAAUCCUUUCAUCUCGUAACUGUAAAAAUUUCAGAUCUCCAUUUUUUUUCCUUUUUUUUCUAUUCUUAGUGUAUUUACUCUUCUCCCUCCUUUUUUUUUCUUUCCACGUGUAUUUACUUUAUUUUUCUUUGUUUUUUUUCUUGGUUGUUUCUGUGCAACCUCGUCCCUUCCAUUGUGUACCUCAGACGUGACAUGCGACAUUCCUAACCUCCUUUCUAACCUCACUCAACUUCAUUCUUAACCUCACACUCACUCACCUUUCUGUCUAUUUCCCACGUCAUCAGCUCUCACUGUUAAUAUUUUCUCCUUCGUCAUAAAUGUUUCCUCAUUUUGUUGUUGUCGUUAUUCUGUUCCGUCAGCCAGUCUGCUAUUUUGUUUGUUUUCAUAUCUGCUCAUUGUAAUUUGUAUUCAUCUCGUUUAUCCCAUCUACUGCAUCUGUCUUCAUUUUGUUCAUUAUUCUAUUCAUCCAGUCCUGCUUUCAUCAUAUUCAUCCAAUCUUCCUUUCAUCAUAUUCAUCCAGUCUUCCUUUCACCCUAUUCAUCAUUCUGUUUAUCAUCUUGUUCACCCUCAUGUCCUCACCCUUUUUUUCACCCCUACAUGACCUUCACCCUGUUCUCAUGCCCUCAUCCUACCCUCACAUCCCUGCCUACCCACCCUCACCCUGCAAACACAACCCCAUUACUCCUAUACAGUGUGUGCCAAAUGUUUAGUCAAAUGUCAUCAGUCUUUGUAUUAUAAUAUAUAGAUCCUUUUUAUA
Molecule: messenger RNA, 2353 nt
Organism: Scylla paramamosain (green mud crab)
Lineage: Eukaryota; Metazoa; Arthropoda; Malacostraca; Decapoda; Portunidae
Gene: Dlish
Product: SH3 domain-containing protein Dlish-like
Exons: 8
Coding region: 29-1171 (380 amino acids)
Molecular function (GO): protein binding
Source: RefSeq, a predicted model, not a curated record